Molecule: messenger RNA, 881 nt
Organism: Aegilops tauschii subsp. strangulata
Lineage: Eukaryota; Viridiplantae; Streptophyta; Magnoliopsida; Poales; Poaceae
Product: probable calcium-binding protein CML31
Molecular function (GO): calcium ion binding
Source: RefSeq, a predicted model, not a curated record
CACACAAGCAUCGAGCCGUCCACGCAUCAGUCCAACACCAGUUAACUGACCAUGGUUUCCUCCGGCGAGCGGAUGGCCCGUGCCUUCUCAUCCUUCGACCGCGACAGCGACGGCAAGAUCUCGGCGGCCGAGCUGCGGCUCUGCGUGGAGGCGACGCUCGGCGACGGCAUAUCGGCCGAGGAUGCCGCGGCGCUCGUGGCAUCGGUGGACGCGGACGGCGACGGGCUGCUCAGCGAGGAGGAGUUCCUGAAGCUGGUGGCCGAGGAGGAGGGGGGAGAAGAGGACCAGAGACGCAGGGGUUUGAGGGAUGCGUUCGGGGUGUACGAGGUGGAGGGGAGAGGGUGCAUCACGCCGGCGAGCCUGAGGCGGGCGCUGAGCCGGCUGGGCGCCAGCCGGGACGUCGGCGACUGCCGCGCUAUGAUCCAGAGGUUCGACCUCAACGGAGACGGGGUGCUCACCUUCGACGAGUUCGUCCACAGCUGGAUGCUAUCGAGGAUAGCGUCCAGGUCUGGACGCUAUUAGUAACUGCGUCCAGUCAAGUGAUUCGCCUAACCAUCAGAUUCGACUAAACCGGGUCUUUCCUAAGGUUUAAAACCCUAGUACGCAUCAGUCUGCGCUCCUGGAGCUCACCGUAUGGUAAGCAAUCUCUGGCAGCCGGCAACGCCGAUCAUCACAGGAGCGGCAAGGUCUCAUCAGCCGCUCGCCAUUAGGAUCCUCCAAUUGAUUUUGUGCUUGAUUCAUGUUAACUGUUGUACUGUCCUAUUGAAUCUCCUUUGUUUUAAUCUCUAUGCAAUUGAUUCAAUGAUUUACAAGCAGACACUCUAUAAAUGAUUGGAUUGGUAUUCCUGAAUUACAAUCCUUAAUUGGAUGGUUUGUGAGAA